Penaeus chinensis is the source of this 1789-nucleotide messenger RNA. RefSeq lists its product as uncharacterized. The record is from RefSeq and is a predicted model, not a curated record. Lineage: Eukaryota; Metazoa; Arthropoda; Malacostraca; Decapoda; Penaeidae. Bases 156 to 1691 code for a protein of 511 amino acids. The transcript is spliced from 10 exons.
CCAUCACAACCAGUCGUUUGCGCGGAACAAAGCUGUUGCACCCUACCAGGAGGCCGAGGACGCGCGUGGCCGGCUGUGCACUCCGCCAGACCACCGACAGGCCACUGGGGAGUGAAGAACAACAGGCGAGCAACAGGAUCGAGGCCGAAGAGAAGAUGGCGCCGAACAUAAGCAUCUUGGCGAUGCAUCUCGUUUUACUUGUAUUGGCCGCUGUGGAUGCUAAGCCUCCCGCCGAAGACGCGAAGCCAACCCACGGGGGCGCUUACGUGGCCUCCGAUGAAAUUCCUGAAGGGCUCCUGGAAAUCGACAACCACGGCCGGAUCACUGUGCCCGAGGGCAAUUCGCUGCCCCCACACCCAGCAGUAGGGUCAGGCCACAACGCUCCUCCCAGUGAUUACUCCGAUGGCGGUAACGUCCCCGUGCACUACAACCACAAGACCCGCGCACCGUAUCCCAGUCCCGUCAGCGCUCAGCAGCACACAGGCUACCUCAGCAAACCCAAGAGGCGGAUUGAGGACACACAGGUGGAUUGUCUUAAAACACACAUGCUUGUUACCUUCAAAUUUUCGGUGCCAUUCCACGGGUAUAUUUAUCCACACGGCAAUUUUGACAAGUGCCUUCUCUUCGGUGGCCAUAAUUCCUGGAAGGCGGAACUUGUGCUCAAGCAUGGGACUUGUGGAGACCAGGAAAACACCGUUAUAUAUCACGGACGCACCUAUACAGACCCUACCAUUGACCACCGCCUCGUCAUUCAGUGGGACCGAGACAUAAUAGGAGAGGAUGAUUCCAGCGUGAUCGUAAGAUGCGAAAGACCAGACGAUUACAACAAGACGGUUGAAUGGAAUCUGGGAUUGCAAGAUCUGCAAUCGUCCUUUCAAACCAACACACAUCCGGGACCCAAAAUGUGGAUGGAGAUCCAGCGUGGGGAAGGGCCACAGGCCCCACCGCUGGACGACGAGUCGGUAUACGUGGGCGAUGUGUUGACGCUCGUCUUCACUCUUUCUGACAACGUCUACUGGUUUGACUCCAAUAUCCUCACAUGUUUUGCCGUUGAUGGAGGCGAGAAAAAGAGCCGUAUAGAAUGGGACACGAGUGAGCACAAGGACGUCUCUGCCGCGGCCCGAGUAUUUAGUGGAGAAACCACUGUGAUUGAAAAUGGGUGUUCGGUGAAGCCCAAAAUAUUUUCUCAUUUCUUCAAAGAGAAGCACAAUUCGCCAAAUGGAGAUAUGGUUACGUUACACUAUGCACACUUCAAGGCUUUCAGAUUCCCAACCUCCAUGAAGAUUGUUAUCCAGUGCGAUGUCCAAGUCUGUUACAAGGCAUGCGAGGAGAUGCCGCCUUGCAGCGAGGCCUUCACUCCUCGCGUGUCCCUGGAAGAGCGCAGGAGGCGACGUCGAGCGGCCGAGGACACCGCUAGUGCCAAGACCGAAGGCGCCGUCGAGCUGGACAGAGUGAACCUCUACCGCAGCAUAGAUGUGUACAUGCCCGACGAAUCAGGCGCAGAGAGCAUCAGACUUGUAGCUCCACUCAACCAAACUCCUAACGCCUGUUACACUGCCUCUGAAUUCUUUGGAACUGUGCUAGGAUUAAUGGCCAUCAUACUCAUCCUCAUCAUGAUGCUGAUGUUUGUCUAUUUGAAAGUGAAAAUAACCCCACCGUCUUUCUUCUCGCCAAAUAAGACGAAGGGGUAAAACAAAACAAAAGAAAAACAAAUUGCCCUCUAGCUGAGCAUUUGUUUCACUGGUGGAGUUGUAUUUAUAAUGCGAUUUUAAUAAAUAUAUUUUACAAC